Racocetra persica is the source of this 2220-nucleotide messenger RNA. Lineage: Eukaryota; Fungi; Glomeromycota; Glomeromycetes; Diversisporales; Gigasporaceae. The record is from the annotation of a GenBank genome assembly.
UAAUUCGUGAACAUAAAUCCUCUUCGAAAGCAUUACGCUUCACCAACCUAUUCACAAAAUUACAAUCUCAGUCUAUCGUGACGCGUAAAUGGUCAAUAUUAUAUUUUUUACUAUCAGUUAGUGAACAGUUAAGCAGUGGUGAAGUAACUGGAAGUGUAAACAAUCAAGCAUUUGCAUAUCGCGGAUUACAAGAUAUUUCUAAGUCUCUGGAAUUUGAAAAAAUUAAAUCAACAUCCGAAGAGUUAAAAAAUCGGUUCGUGCCGAAUGUAUCACCUCUACCAAAACAGUCUUCAAAUUAUUCAAAAGAAAAGGAGCUACUCCCACCUAAAACAAUACUAACUAAGCAAUUGGCAACAUUAGAAAGUAGUAAGCUACUUAUUUCUAAGAAUAACGAGAUUCCUGAAGCUUUAUUGUUGCGUGAUAUUGUAUUUAUAUUUCAAGGAAUCGAUGGGCAAUAUAUUAAAUAUGAUAAAAGUUCGUCUUAUAUCAUCGAUUCGAAGACCGAAAUUACCCGAUCCCCCCGUAGCCUUUUACAUCAACUCUCGGAGUUAGGAUGGCUUUAUCGACGUGUAAAUGACUUCGUAUACACAAAUGUGAAUGAUACAUCUAUUGGUCUGGUUGGUCAGGCCUUUUGUUCUGCUUUACAACGUGAACUGACGGAAUAUUAUAGAUUCAUUGCCGUUCUUGAAGCACAAGUUGCGAAAGUAGCGGAUGGUCAGCAAGUUGAAUCUCAUGGAACUUCAUUGAAACGUUUAUUUGUAUGGACUCAAGAGUCCUUGCUAAAAUUACGGAUGAUGUCCGUAUUGGUGGAGUGUUGUAAGCAAGUACGAGGUGGAGCUUUGGUAUCGACGAUCUAUAAUUACACAAACCAUGGAGAUCCGUUUAUUCAGCAGUUUAUUAAUAAUACGCUUGAAGAGGUUUCUAGACCGUUCUUUGAAAUGCUUCAGCGCUGGAUUUAUGGCGGUGAACUAGAGGAUCCUUUCGAAGAAUUUUUUGUUGCUUGUGAUCCAAAUGUUGAAGAAGAAGAUUUGUGGCAGUCAAAAUAUACUAUUCGACCAGAUAUGCAACCAACUUUCAUUAGUUCUUUACUUGCCAAAAAAAUAUUUGCCAUAGGAAAAUCACUCAACUUUAUUAGAUAUAGUUGCCAUGACAGUGAUUGGGUAGUCACAAAUGCAGGAGCUGAUAAGGGCAAGCUGUUGAAAUAUGGUGAUAUUAUAGCGUUAGAAAGUUCUAUAGACGCAACUUAUACUGCUACAAGUCAGCGACUUCUUAAUAUUUUAUUCACGAAAUAUAAACUUAAAGAACACUUUACUGCCUUGAAGCGUUACUUAUUACUCGGUCAAGGUGAUUUUAUACAACAUUUAAUGGCCCAACUUGGACCAGGCCUUUCAAAACCUGCAAAUACACUCUAUCGUCAUAAUCUUACUGGUACUUUGGAAGCAGCUAUCCGUGCAUCAAAUGCACAAUAUGAUGACCCUGACAUCCUUCGUCGAUUGGACGUUAGACUCCUUGAGUCGUCUUUUGGGGAAGCUGGUUGGGACGUUUUCAGUUUGGAUUAUCAUGUUGACUCACCUAUAAAUACUAUUUUUACGCCACAUGCGAUGCAGCAAUAUCUUCAACUAUUCAAUUUCUUAUGGCGUUUAAAGCGAGUCGAACAUGAUAUGUCGUCCGCUUGGCGCCGUAAUAUGGCUAGCGCAAGAAACUUAUCCCAAAUCGAAGAAUUGAAAAAAGAUAUAAAUACAAGUAGAUUAGUUUGCAGCGAAAUGAUACAUUUUACAUGCCAAUUGCAGUAUUAUAUUUUGUUUGAGGUUAUUGAAUGUUCAUGGGAUGAACUUGUUAAAGACUGUACAAAGUCAGGAGACUUGGAUUCACUUAUCGAAGCUCAUAAUAAAUAUUUAACAAAUGUCACUACAAAAGUCUUUUUGGGUACCUCAAAUAAUCAAGUUAUUAAACAUAAUUCAAUUUAUAUUGCAGUACAAAAAUGGUUUGGUAAAGAUGAAUUGCAUAAUUUCAGUUUGAAAGAAAUUUUACGCAAGGACAAUACCAACAGAGAAAAUCAUAGAAUGAUUCAAGAACAUUUAACUGAAGUUGCUGGUCUUUUCAAACGCGAAGUAGUUAACUUACUAAAUGAUCUGGCUACACAUCAUGAUACAGAUCUGAGAUUUCUUAGUGUUCGCCUUGAUUUUAACGAAUUUUAUCGUAAAUUAGAAAAUGGAAACC